CUUCACACUCCAUAUGAAAUAAUUGACGAAUCGUCAGUCCUAUUAUAAAACUCAGUGUGUACGGGUGUUUAUAAAUAAAAAAAAUAAUAAUUGUGGUUGAGUCUGGCUGAUAAGACGUUCUAGGUAUAUGUAAUGACCGUAGUGCUACAGUUUUCCUUAAAAGUUUGAUGACUAAAUAGUGCAGUGUUUAUAAUUAAUUAUAAAUAAUACAAAUAUAUUUUUGCCGAGCAUUAUUUUUGUAGUGUUGUUUAUGGUUUAUUGUAAAGUUUUAUUUUUUUUAUAAUAAUAAGUAGGUACCUAGGUUUGCUGCGUAUAUUAUCCUUGAUAAAAAUCUACAUUUGGUACCAACAUUCCAACGUAAAAAUAGCUCUAUUGUAAGUCAUUCUCUGUUGUAAACGGAAGUGGACAUGCCUACUGCACAAAAAUAAAAAUAAAGUUUUUAUAGCCUUUUCAAGUGAAUAUUGAUUGAACAAUUUUGAUGAAAUAAAAAUAAGCAAACCAAAAUCGUCAAAUUCAAAACAAGUUAAACUACUUAGUAAGAGCUUAGAACACAAUGGCUAAACCUGUAGUUAAAUGACUAAGUGACAAUCUUAGGACUAUGGGAAAUUCACCAUGUGUUUUCCCAUUGGCAUUAAGAUAAUAUAUCUGAGGCUGUUACGUCGCGUUGUGUUGCGUCGACGUGUGAAAAAGUAUAAAAAAUUUGGCGGGAAGAAGCUGAAACUGUCAUGGCGGCGGCGGCAAAAGUGAUCUGGGUUUCAAUCAUCCUUCUCAUCACACCAGUAUUAGCACAGCAUAUCGGUCCGAUUCCAUCGUCGCACCCAGCCGGGAUAUGCACGAAUAUGUACUUGGUUCAAUCAUUGCAGAAAUUGCAGCAUUUGAAAGACUGUGUUGUGAUACUGGGCAACCUUCGUGUCUUGUUCAUGGAGAAGGCCAACACCAGCUCCUUUCAGAAUAUCAGCUUUCCUGAGCUCAGAGAGGUGACAGGUUUCGUAGCGUUCUACCGCGUCAGUGGUCUGGAGUCCGUCGGUCAGCUGUUCCCCAAUCUGAGGAGGAUCAGAGGAUCGCAGCUGAUCAACAACUACGGCUUGAUCCUUCAUGACAUGCCUAAUUUGAGAGAGGUAGGCCUCUACAACCUACUCAAGAUCGAUCGAGGCGGGGUCAUCAUAUGGGGAGGUCCACAUACGUGCUACGUGGACUCUAUCAACUGGAAUGCCAUAGCACCCGGCACUCGUCAUAUGCUGACAUAUCCAGAGAUGACUGCCCAUUGUAAUACAGUCAAACCCUGCAAGUGCAGCGUAAAUAAGGAGUUCAAUUAUUGUUGGAACAGCAAAAAGUGCCAGCACUUCCUCUCGGACCCAAAGUUGGAGAGCUGCAACCCCGAAUGUCUUGAAUGCCGAGGUGGUCCAGAUAAAUGUACUCUCUGCCGACACUAUACAUACCAAGGUCAUUGUGUACCACAAUGUCCUCCAAACACGAUUCUUCUCCCAGACAAUCAAUAUUGCAUAACAAUUGAGGAAUGCAACUAUCUGAAGGGAUGGAUGUGGAACAAUACCUGUGUUUUUGAGUGUCCGCUGUACUACAAGAAAGUAGUAGAAGAUGGCUCGGUAACAUGCGCUGAAUGUUCCAACUGUCAAAAGACCUGCCUAUCAUUGGUCAUAGACUCACUUAGCUCGAUCCAGCAAGCUUACAGAUGUGUCUAUAUCAGGGGCUCUCUGACCAUCAACGUUAGAUCUGUACCGGGAGCGGUGAAGGAAUUGAAGAAAUACCUAAGACACAUCGAAGUAGUUCACGAUUAUAUCAUGAUUUACGGCUCUCUUGUCAUCAAAUCCCUCGAUUUCCUGCCGUCUCUACAGCAUAUUGGAGGGAGAACUCUGGAAAAAAAUUCAUACAGCGUCAUCAUUUAUGAUAUGAACAAACUUCAACAGCUAUUCCCUACAAAUGUAAUGAGUCGACUUGCAAUUGAUCGGGGGAAAUUGAAAAUGUACAACAAUCCUAUGCUGUGUGUAGAUAAAAUAUACGAUUUUGAAAAGAAAUUCCCAGUGAGGUCAAACGAAAUUGACAUACCGCCGGGAAUUAAUGGUUAUAGCGGUGGAUGUGAGGAUUUACUUCGACUUAAAAUCCAAGUUUUGAACGAGACUUCGGCAAUAGUAACAUUUGUGCCAUAUGAUAACGUCGACGUGCAAUAUACGAUACUAUACGCAAGAGUACCUUCAAGAAGUCACACUAACAAACCCAUAGUCCCAGAAACUUGUAGUGCGUCCGAAUGGUUUGUUAUACAUACAAAAGAAAGUAGUGUGUUGCUUACGUCUCUUCGUCCUGCUACUACGUAUGCUGUUUGUAUUGAAACAUUUGUGUACUCCAAUAAGUCAAUAGAAACAUACGUUGCUCGCACUAGCAUGGUGAAUUUUACUACUCCUUUUACGAAACCUGAGCCACCUUUCAUUCAAGAGUUAGUUGCCACUUCGGCGAACACAGUAGGUGUUCGAUGGGUAGACCACAGAGAUUACCAGAAACAUAUAACAAGCUACCAGUUAGAUGUUACUUUAAUAGAUAUACCUGAUAAAGAUGUGAAAGCCAGAGACCAUUGUAACGUAGGAUAUAAUAUUUUCGAUGUAAAAGAGGAUUAUUCUCGCCAUGCAGUUGUUCUAAAACCUCCGGAAAAAUAUGAGAGUUGCGGGCAAUCCUGCUUAACAUUAACAUCACUUGGCAAAACCGCGAUUGAGGAGCAUUUCGAUGUCUGUGAUUCGGAUUUAGAUUGCAAUAAUUAUGAAGAAAAUCCGCCUCCCAAAAAUUCCAGUUAUGGGAACUAUAUUAAGACUUUGAUUUUAGAUAUAAAUGGACCAAAGUCAGUAUUACAUAUUCAUGAGUUGGCUCCGUUUAGGGAUUACAGAAUUAGGCUACGUGCCUGCGCUGGGCAAAGAUGUAGCAGAUCGACUAGAGGAGUAAUAAGAACUUUGCGUUCUAACAAGGCUGACAUACCGACAGCGAUAUAUAGCAGUAUCAAUGAAACUGGUGACAUUUCCAUCAAAUGGGACCCACCAGAAGAAACGAACGGCCCGCUUUUCGCAUAUUUCGUACAAAUAUUGUCCAUAACCGAAGAGGAUGGAAAUUUGACAUCACCUGAUGUUUGGUGUUUUUACCCUAAUGAUAAUCGAAGUUUGGUUGUCAGAUUGCAACUGGGAGAGGAGUUUAAAAUAAGAAUCUGCACGUCAACUUUGGCAUCUUACAGCACUUGCAGCGAGUGGCAUAGUCUUUCUGCGCCAGAAUUUGAGUUAAAUUUGUUAUUAGCCAGUAUUCUAUUCAGUAUUAUAUUGUCAGCAGUAUCUUUAAGCAUUGGCUAUUUUUAUAAUCGCCAUAUGAAUCAUAAUGAUGGUAUUCCUCUUGUAGAUAUAACAUCGAUGUAUAGGAGCGAAAGUGACCCGCCAAAUGUUGUGAUGCUAUCAGAUUUUAUGCCAAUAUAUUCAGUGCCAUUAACAGAAGCUUUAUUAGAUUAUUAAGUGUGUGAUAAUUUGUUAAGUACCAUUAAAUUAAA
Molecule: messenger RNA, 3532 nt
Organism: Pectinophora gossypiella (pink bollworm)
Lineage: Eukaryota; Metazoa; Arthropoda; Insecta; Lepidoptera; Gelechiidae
Product: insulin-like growth factor 1 receptor
Exons: 7
Coding region: 726-3497 (923 amino acids)
Molecular function (GO): protein binding
Source: RefSeq, a predicted model, not a curated record